Messenger RNA from Sphenostylis stenocarpa, 375 nucleotides. NCBI's taxonomy places the organism in Eukaryota, Viridiplantae, Streptophyta, Magnoliopsida, Fabales, Fabaceae. The record is from the annotation of a GenBank genome assembly.
AUGGACGCCUCAGAGCAGAACAAAUCAAAGGUGGUGGUGAUUGAUUCUUUGCAGUCAUGGGAUUUCCAUGUCACCCAGGCCACUAAUCAGAAUUGUCCUGUUGUUGUUCACUUCACUGCUUCAUGGUGCAUACCGUCGGUGGCUAUGGCUCCUGUUUUUGAUGAACUGGCUUCAAGCUAUCAGGAUCUUCUGUUUCUCACUGUUGAUGUUGAUGAAGUCAAGGAAGUGGCCACCAAAAUGAAUGUAACGGCAAUGCCAACAUUUUUGCUGCUGAAGAAUGGUGCUGCUGUAGAGAAGGUGGUUGGUGCCAAUCCAGAAGAGAUAAAGAAGAGGGUAGAUGGGCUUGCUGAGUCCACUCGUGUUUCACUUGCAUAG